This is a messenger RNA of Oryctolagus cuniculus (rabbit), 5367 nucleotides long. RefSeq names its product solute carrier family 5 member 7 (gene SLC5A7). The record is from RefSeq and is a predicted model, not a curated record. Gene Ontology annotation, cellular component: dendrite; axon; plasma membrane. Gene Ontology annotation, biological process: synaptic transmission, cholinergic; choline transport; acetylcholine biosynthetic process. Lineage: Eukaryota; Metazoa; Chordata; Mammalia; Lagomorpha; Leporidae. Gene Ontology annotation, molecular function: choline:sodium symporter activity.
CCGAUCGCCAGCGCUGCGCCCUCCGCCGCGCCCGCACCUGUGCGCUCCGUGCGGACCGCGCUGACCCCGCAGCCUGCCCUCCCACACCUGCACCCCUGACCUCGCCACUCGCCCUGCCUCCCCCACCCCUCACUCUUGCACAAACGCACCUCCACGGUUCCGGGGGCGGUGGCCCGGGAGCAUCCCGACCCGACAGAGCGCGCUACUCCUCGCGGCGACCACCCCAGAAGUCUUCAUGAAGUAGCCAGCUGCAGAAGAAUCCAGACCCUUAGAUAAAAAUGGCUUUCCACGUGGAGGGAUUGAUAGCUAUCAUCGUGUUCUACCUGCUGAUCCUGCUGGUUGGAAUAUGGGCCGCGUGGAGAACCAAGAACAGCGGCAGCGCCGAGGAGCGCAGUGAAGCCAUCAUUGUCGGUGGCCGAGACAUUGGCUUGUUGGUUGGCGGAUUCACCAUGACAGCCACCUGGGUAGGCGGAGGGUACAUCAAUGGGACAGCGGAAGCAGUUUAUGUUCCAGAUUAUGGUCUAGCCUGGGCUCAGGCACCAAUUGGAUAUUCUCUUAGUCUGAUUCUAGGUGGUCUGUUCUUUGCAAAACCUAUGCGUUCUAAAGGAUACGUGACCAUGUUGGACCCAUUUCAGCAGAUCUAUGGAAAACGCAUGGGUGGACUCCUGUUUAUCCCUGCGCUGAUGGGGGAAAUGUUCUGGGCUGCCGCAAUUUUCUCGGCUUUAGGAGCCACCAUCAGCGUGAUCAUUGACGUGGACGUGCACGCGUCUGUCAUCGUCUCGGCGCUCAUCGCCACCCUCUACACCCUGGUGGGCGGCCUGUAUUCUGUAGCCUACACAGAUGUCGUCCAACUCUUCUGCAUUUUUGUUGGACUGUGGAUCAGUGUCCCCUUUGCACUGUCACAUCCUGCAGUCUCUGACAUCGGGUUUACAGCUGUGCAUACCAAAUACCAGGCACCUUGGCUGGGAACCAUUGAACCAUUCGAAGUCUACAGUUGGCUCGAUAGUUUUCUGUUGUUGAUGCUAGGCGGUAUCCCCUGGCAGGCCUACUUCCAGAGGGUCCUCUCGUCCUCCUCAGCCACUUAUGCCCAAGUGCUGUCCUUCCUGGCAGCCUUCGGGUGUCUGGUGAUGGCUCUUCCAGCUGUGCUCAUUGGAGCCAUUGGAGCAUCCACAGACUGGAACCAGACUGCAUAUGGGUUUCCAGAUCCCCAAAGUAAAAAUGAAGCUGACAUGAUUUUACCCAUCGUUCUGCAGUACCUCUGCCCUGUGUACAUUUCUUUCUUUGGUCUUGGGGCAGUUUCUGCGGCUGUUAUGUCCUCAGCAGAUUCUUCCAUCUUGUCAGCAAGUUCAAUGUUUGCUCGGAACAUCUACCAGCUUUCCUUCAGACAAAAUGCAUCAGACAAGGAAAUCGUCUGGGUCAUGCGCAUCACAGUGUUUGUAUUUGGAGCAUCUGCAACAGCCAUGGCCUUGCUGACAAAGACAGUGUAUGGGCUGUGGUACCUCAGCUCCGACCUGGUUUACAUCAUCAUCUUCCCACAGCUUCUCUGUGUGCUGUUCAUCAAGGGCACCAACACCUACGGGGCCGUGGCAGGUUACGUUUCUGGCCUCUUCCUACGAGUAACUGGAGGGGAGCCCUACCUGUAUCUGCAGCCCCUGAUCCUCUACCCUGGCUACUAUGCGGAUAAGAAUGGCAUCUAUAAUCAGCGGUUCCCGUUUAAGACACUCGCCAUGGUGUCCUCAUUCCUGGCCAACAUUGGCAUCUCUUAUCUAGCCAAAUACCUGUUUGAAAGUGGAACCUUGCCACCAAAGUUGGAUCUGUUUGAUGCCGUGGUUGCCAGGCACAGUGAAGAAAACAUGGAUAAGACAAUUCUGGUCAAAAAUGAAAAUAUUAAAUUAAAUGAACUUGCACCUGUGAAGCCUCGACAGAGCCUCACGCUGAGCUCAACCUUCACCAAUAAAGAGGCCUUGCUUGAUGUGGACUCCAGUCCAGAAGGGUCUGGAACUGAGGAUAAUUUGCAAUGACCCAAUCUCAAUACACGACUGCUUUCUCAAACAGAGCACUGUGGUAGGGUAGUCCUGGAAGGAGGGUUUGCAGCAUAUAAAAAUAUAUUAAAAAUAUAAACCCCAUUCAGGAGGACAAAAUUCCUCCAGAAAAUAAAAAUAAGUCCUAAGGGAGGAGUUCAAGAAAAAUAAAGUGCACUUGUACAAGUACAUGCCAAGCUAAAAGGAAGCACCUGUGAGAGCAGCGACUUUCUUUCUCGUUCAUAGUAGUUUUAGUGUUGAUGCUAAGUAGUUUUGUUAGGUGUACAAAAAUGAAUAAAGUCCCAUUCAAAGAUCAUAGGGCCAACCAAAAUAUUCAUUUUAUUGUGAAAAAGGGAAGUAGGUAUAAAAGAACCUGCGAAAAAGGAAAUUGGAUCGUCUUGAUCCGAACCUUGUUUGCUAAUGCGUUGCUGAGGGCAGUUUAAUACCACGCUGAGGCGAUGAGAGUCCCACAGUCACAUGGUGCAGUGAAUCAGCUAGCUUGUUUUCCUUGAUGUGUGAUUACCCACCCGUUUCAUGCUGUGGACAAUGACAUUUGCUGUUGUUCCUUUAGUGAUGGUGUGUUUUAUUCUGAGCACAGGUGGAGCAGACACGCAGAUGCCAUGUGCACUGGCACUUCUUCAUGUGCAAGCUGAUAGGAGGCUGGGUCUGUCUCUGCAGGGGCCCGGGGCUCCUCUGAGCGUGCCAUAACUAUCAUAUGUGUAGAGAAGAGGAUUGAGCUUAGGAAGAUUAUCAGGCAACCUUGCAGCAACCUAUCAAGAAGCACAUCAAGCAGAAAGUGAUAGGAUGACCAGAAGCUUUUUAUCUUCAUCUGAAGUAAGUUUUUCCCCAUGAUAAAAGAAGGAAUGUUUUGGCUUACUGUGUCCAAACAAGUAUUGAAAAUUAAAUUGAGUUAUAUGUAAGAAGAGAUGGCUGUAUGGCACCAUUGUUGUUGAUGGCAAACUGAAAAAUUAAUGUGUAUUUCCUUGCAUAGAAUUACUGGCAAUUCCCAAAGCACCUUGCAAGAGCAGUAAAACCAGAAAACAAACCUCACUCAUUUUUGGCUAUUCAUUAAUGGGGAUGAUUUAGUGUUCAGGGAGUAUUCUGUGCCACUUUUGCACACAAGCUAGUUUACAGGGAUGGGACAAGUAACCGUGUACAAACAUUGUAGAAUGAAUUUUAGAAUGUGGAAGAAAGCAGAAAGUAAAGUAAGUCCCUAAAGGGAAGAAGCCAUCAAUUUUAACAUUUGAUGUCUGUAUAACUUUCAUGAGGUCAGUCAUUAAAUAUUAUUUUGCUCCUUUUCUGGAGUUUGAAAAAAUAUGUAUAUGUAAAUAUAUAUAUAUAUGUAUAUGUAAUGGUUUGUGUCCAUUAUAGAAUUUUCAAAUGCUUUUCCACCAGCCACACAUUAUAGAAGUAUCUGGAGAUGUGUUUACAAAAACAGAGUGAACUGAUGAGUGGAAAAAUUAUCUGGGAAUUUGAUCCAAUAAAGGAAGCCAAUUUGAAUUGUAGAAACCAAAACAUGUUUUCUAAAAAUAUUCCUCCCUUUUUUCUGAGGCACAAACAAAAUUGCAUUAACUCAGUGUCCAGCAUUAAGUAUAAAAUUGUGUCCUUGACCCCAAAAGUGCUUCUUAUAUGUUUUGAGUAUAAUUGUCUCAAAGCAUCAAAUCUAUGAAUUAAGUCCCCAGAGUAAUUUUUCAAAUAUCAAAUUCAGUAAGUUAUACAUUGUAAUGUCUCAUAUUUUCAAUGCUUUAUCAAAGUUUAAUAGUGAAUAUGACAUUGCAAUUAAAAGGAUUACUGAAGAUCCUGUACACUUCAGAAAGAAGAGAAUUCCUUUAUUCAUUUGUUUGCUUAGAACCUACUCAGUACCCAUAGAGUCAUUGGAAAGAUAUUUUUGGAAUUAGUGAGUAUGGGAAUCCAAGAUUCUCAGACUGCAAAAGAAUCAGGAACAGGAAAUAUAUUAAAAAAAAAAAAAAACACACAGAGAUUAAGACACGUGCUAUGGACAGGUAGUGAACUGGUAGGGACUCCACUUCCUGGCAAACAAGACGUUUUAGAUACAACAUGCUUUCCAGUAUACCAGCCAAGUAAUGAGUUCUGUCCUCUCCAACCCAUGACUUCUGGUCUCAACAUUUCAGAUAUGUCAUGGACACGUCCCCCAUACUAUAAUGGUACUCAACACAGAAGCACAGAUGUUAUAUUUUACAAUUUCCUUGAGCAAUAAUUGUGUCAAAACAACCAUAUUUAAAUCCAACAAAAAACAGCAAAUAUUAACAAUAAAAAAUGAAUAAAAAUUAAUUUAACAAUCAGAAGAUACGAGGAAGAAAUUUUCUCUAAAAUAUUAAAACUAGAGAGUUUAAAUCAUUUAAGAUUAAAAUAAUGUUAUGUGUUUAUUUAACCCAUUAUUUCUCACCUUCUGUCAAACAAAACAUCAAAAAAUUAGCUUCUUACUUAAUCUAAAAAUAAAUGUGCUAUAUUUUAGCAAGAUGGUUUUUAAAGUACAAUAUAAGUUAAAGACCAAAAGGAAUGAAAGUCACAAGAUAUUUAUUUAUUUAUUUGUGCACACUCAAAUGAAUUCCCCCCUCCCAAUUUGUAAGGAAGGCACAAAUCUGUUACCUGUAGAUGAAGUUCCAUUCCUAUUGCCAGCUGUUUUGACAUCAUGGAUAAGGCAGACAGCUUUGUAUUUGUCCAGCCUCACUCAUGGACCUGAAGUUUUCAGAACUCGCCCUUAAAGUAACUAAAACAUUUUCAACACUGGCCAUAUUAACCUCCAGAGGCAAUACCUGUGGAUAAAGCAUUAGAAUAAAACAAAUAUUUUAUUUUCAUAUUUCUACAGUGAUUGCAACACAUUUUUGGGGUAACUUUAGUUUUUUUCAUUCAUAUAAUUCAAAGCAUCACACUUAGAGCUGGACUGUCAACAAAAAACUUUCAAGCACUUGGAGUCAAAAUCCAAUUCCAUUGCUACACUUACAAUUAAUGAAUUUUGUGACUUCCAAAUGAGUAUAAGAUUGAAAUAAGCAAACCUAAUAUACUGGCUUUUGGCUUUUAUUUGAAACUAAUGAAUGAGUAUUAUAUUUUAGGUCUAAGUUAUGAUUUUUCUUUUUUAUUUUUUUGCCUUUAGCCUUCGAGAAAAUUUACUGAAGUAUAGUGUGUAAUUUAUUGUAAGUUUGCUACUGAUAUAAUGCUUCUAAAACAUAUAUUUUUGUCUGUCAAAACUUAUAUAAAAUUAUGCUUAAAAUAAGUAGAUUUGCAUCUAUGUAUGUAAAUGUUUUAAAUGUACUUGUAUUGUAUUGCAUUGUACUGUAUUAAAUUGUGCUGCUACAAUUCAGGAUAUUGUUCAGGUUUAACUUUU